Molecule: messenger RNA, 656 nt
Organism: Phyllostomus hastatus (greater spear-nosed bat)
Lineage: Eukaryota; Metazoa; Chordata; Mammalia; Chiroptera; Phyllostomidae
Gene: FAM163B
Product: family with sequence similarity 163 member B
Exons: 3
Coding region: 162-656 (164 amino acids)
Source: RefSeq, a predicted model, not a curated record
CACAGUGGCCUGGGCGUGAGCGGCCGUUACUAGCUGCGCGCUGCCCGCUGCCCGCUGCCCGGGACGGACGCCGAGGCGCCCCGUCACGUGCACCCAAGUCCUCGGCUGGCCGGGGCAGCACCGUGCCCAUGGUUCAAGGCUGUUGAUGGAGAAGGGGGCGGAUGACAGCCGGGACGGUGGUCAUCACCGGGGGCAUCUUGGCGACUGUGAUUCUGCUCUGCAUCAUCGCUGUUCUGUGCUACUGCCGGCUGCAGUACUACUGCUGCAAGAAGGAGGAGCCCGAGGAGGACGAGGAGGAGCCUGACUUCGACCCGCACGCCGGCCUGCCCCCGCUGCACUGCAACCGCAACCUGGUGCUGACCAACGGGCCGGCGCUGCGCCCGGCCGCCGCCGCCGCCUUCGGCCAGCGGUCCCCGCAGGCCCGCGCCCUCUGCCGCAGCUGCUCCCACUGCGAGCCGCCCACCUUCUUCCUGCAGGAGCCCGCGGACGAGGGCGUGCCCAACGGCGGGGAGCGCGUGGCCUACCGGACCCUCAGCCAGGAGGACGUGGCGCUGCCGGCCGGGACCUUCGGGGGCCUGCAGGCGCUCAACCCCCACCGCCUCUCCGCCAUGCGGGAGGCCUUCUCGCGGAGCCGCAGCAUCAGCACCGACGUCUGA